GGUUUAGCCAAACAAAUGGGUUUCGGGGCGAGCGUUGGGCUCCGCCGCGCUGCGCUGAGCUCCCGGUCCGCCUCAGUCUCGGGGAGCGAGUCAGGCCUGCCGCCGCCGCAUCGGGCUGCCGCAGCCCCGGGCCAGGCCCCGGCCGGGCAGAAGCACAGGAUGCCUUUAUCCCAUUUUGCCAGUCAGCUUCGGAAAGACUUAAGCACUGAAAUGAUUCGAACUAGCAUUGCUCACAGGAAGUCCUUGUCACAGAAAGAAAACAGACACAAGGUGUAUGAACGAAACAGGCAUUUCGGCUUGAGAGAUGUCAACAUUCCACUGGAAGGUAGAGAUCUUGUUAAUAUACCUGAGUUGCCUCAAAGCCUCGCUCCAGAAAAGGCCAGUACCAAAACGAGAUUACCCUAAAUUUCAAGAGAGGGAAUGACAUCGCCUUCCACUUUAACCCCCGCUUCAAUGAGAACAACAGGAGAGUCAUUGUGUGCAACACCAAGCAGGCUAACAACUGGGGAAAGGAAGAGAGACAGUCAGCUUUUCCAUUUGAAAGCGGCAAACCGUUCAAAAUACAAGUCCUGGUGGAACCUGACCACUUCAAGGCUGCAGUCAACGAUGCAGUACAAUCAUCGGAUGAGAAAUCUCCGGGAGAUCAACCAGAUGGAGAUUUCUGGUGACAUAACCCUUACCAGUGCUGUACCCACCAUGAUCUAAUCCAGAGGGGGCAGCUCUUAUAACUGAAGUGUCAUGCAAAGGCUCCGUGCUCAUUCUGAGUGGAAAACUUUACACUUAUUCCUCCUUAACCUUCUUGUUAAGGCAUCCAUUUAAUAAAUAUUCCCGUGCUGACGGA
Molecule: messenger RNA, 841 nt
Organism: Microtus oregoni (creeping vole)
Lineage: Eukaryota; Metazoa; Chordata; Mammalia; Rodentia; Cricetidae
Product: disks large-associated protein 5-like
Exons: 4
Coding region: 16-405 (129 amino acids)
Source: RefSeq, a predicted model, not a curated record